Debaryomyces fabryi is the source of this 2112-nucleotide messenger RNA. RefSeq names its product ATP-binding cassette Fe/S cluster precursor transporter (gene ATM1). The transcript has a single exon. Lineage: Eukaryota; Fungi; Ascomycota; Pichiomycetes; Serinales; Debaryomycetaceae. Gene Ontology annotation, biological process: intracellular iron ion homeostasis; transmembrane transport. The record is from RefSeq and is a predicted model, not a curated record. Gene Ontology annotation, molecular function: ATP binding; ATP hydrolysis activity; ABC-type transporter activity. Gene Ontology annotation, cellular component: mitochondrial inner membrane. The coding region runs from base 1 to 2112 and encodes 703 amino acids.
AUGAAAUGGGGUUUAUUUGGGGCGGUUAAGCCUUUCAGGUCAUUGACUCCAUUUUCACAAACAAGGACAUUAAUGACCUUAAGAUCUCCAUUUAUACCUUCCAAACGAAUCCCAGGGGUAAGGCUACAGUUGACUCCGGCUUAUAAGUAUCCUACGAUCCAUGGAAGAAGAUUUUUUCAGUCUUCCCAUAAAUUGGGUGUUAAUUCUAAGGAAGACUCGUCUACCUACCUAUUCGGAAGAAAGAUAUCUACUUCAGAACUGAAGAUGAUCAAAUCGUUGUUAGUGACUAUAUGGCCCAAAAAUAAACCAAGUUUUAAACUUAGGGUCAUACUUGCAUUGUCAUUAUUGAUUGCCUCGAAAUUGUUGAACGUGGAGGUUCCCUUUUUCUUUAAGAAAAUAAUAGAUGAGAUGAAUAUAGACUGGACAGAACAAUUAGGAACUGUGGGAACUGUAAUUGGUACUUUGAUUAUUGCCUAUGGAGGAGCAAGGUUUGGAGCAGUCUUAUUUGGGGAGUUAAGAAAUGCGGUAUUCGCAUCAGUAGCUCAGACAGCCAUUAAGAGAGUUGCUCAUAAUACAUUUGUGCAUUUGUUGAAUAUGGAUUUGAACUUCCACUUAUCUAGGCAAACUGGUGGGUUGACUAGAGCUAUUGACAGAGGUACAAAAGGUAUCUCAUAUGUCUUGAACGCCAUGGUGUUCCAUAUCAUCCCAAUUUCUUUCGAAAUAUCUAUGGUAUGUGGAAUUUUAAUUUAUAACUAUGGGAUUUCUUUUGCGGCUGUUACAUUGGCAACUAUGUUGAGUUAUUCCGUAUUUACUAUAAAGACUACAGCAUGGAGAACAGGUUUCAGGAGACAAGCUAAUAAUGCAGACAAUCAGGCAGCAACUGUUGCUUUAGACUCAUUAAUUAAUUAUGAAUCAGUUAAGUAUUUCAAUAACGAAGGAUUUCAAGCAUCAAAAUACGAUAAGGCUUUAACAAACUACCAAAAUGCUUCAGUUAAAGUGGCUACGUCUUUGGCGUAUUUGAAUGCUGGACAAAACUUUAUUUUCACAUCAGCUUUAACGGCAAUGAUGUAUAUGGGAUGCAAUGGGGUUGCCACUGGAUCACUAUCCGUUGGUGAUUUGGUCUUAAUUAACCAGUUAGUGUUUCAAUUGUCUGUUCCUUUAAGUUUUUUGGGCUCUGUGUACAGAGAAUUGAAGCAAUCUUUGCUUGACAUGGAAAACUUAUUCCAAUUGCAAAAUCACGAAGUAUCAAUUAAAGACGCUCCAAACGCAAAACCAUUAGUGUUGAACAGUAGAGGAAUCCCCGGAGAAAUUAAAUUUGAAAACGUUACCUUUGGAUAUCAUCCAGACAGACCAAUAUUACAGAAUGCAUCAUUCACCAUUCCAGCCGGUGAAAAAAUUGCCAUUGUUGGUCCUUCUGGAAGUGGUAAGUCAACUAUAUUAAGAUUAAUAUUUAGAUUUUAUGAUGUAGAAAGUGGUAGAAUUUUAAUUGAUGGCCAGGAUAUUUCAAAGGUUACUGUUGAGUCGUUGAGAAAGGCAAUAGGAAUUGUUCCACAAGAUACUCCUUUGUUUAACGAUACUAUUCUCGAAAAUAUCAGGUAUGGGCGAUUAGAUGCUACAGAUGAAGAAAUCCUCGAAAUGAUUGAAAAAGUCCAAUUGACCAAGCUAAUGGAGGAUUCUCCAAAUGGAGUUAACACCAUAGUUGGUGAAAGGGGUAUGAUGAUUUCUGGGGGUGAAAAGCAAAGAUUGGCUAUAGCUAGGCUACUUUUGAAAAGAGCUCCCAUUACCUUAUUUGAUGAAGCUACUUCUGCUUUAGAUACUCAUACAGAACAAUCGUUAUUAAGAACAAUUAGAACUGUUUUGACCAGAAAGGAAAAUACACAUAUAGCCAUUGCUCAUAGGUUAAGAACAAUCGCUGAUGCUGAUAAAAUUAUUGUUUUGAACAAGGGCCAAGUCCAAGAGGAAGGUACUCACUAUGACUUGUUGCGGAACCCAAAUUCAUUGUAUUUCCAAUUAUGGAAUAUCCAAGAAAACUUGGAUAUAGAUGAAGAAUUAAAUGAAUACGCAAAAGAAGCUGAAAAAUUGGAAGCAAAUACAGAUGACAGUAAAAAAUAA